This is a messenger RNA of Bacillus rossius redtenbacheri, 1745 nucleotides long. RefSeq names its product myrosinase 1-like. The transcript is spliced from 11 exons. Gene Ontology annotation, molecular function: beta-glucosidase activity. Bases 88 to 1569 code for a protein of 493 amino acids. Lineage: Eukaryota; Metazoa; Arthropoda; Insecta; Phasmatodea; Bacillidae. Gene Ontology annotation, biological process: carbohydrate metabolic process. The record is from RefSeq and is a predicted model, not a curated record.
UAACGACGAUAAGAAAGGCCACAAUCAACAUAAAUAGCCGCGAUAAAGAGUUAUCCGCACAGUUGGCACGGGUGCAUCCUCGCGACCAUGAAGAACCUCCUGGCAGCUGUUCUGCUGGCCGCCGUGUCCUGCGGGGCGACCAGGAACCUCACCUUCCCCGAUGGCUUCUGGUUCGGCGCCGGCAGCGCCGCCUACCAGGUGGAGGGCGCGUGGAACACCAGCGGCAAGGGAGAGAGCAUCUGGGACAGACUAUCUCACAGCAAGCAGGCCCUGAACCCCCAGACAGAGACCGCUGACGUGGCGGCCGACCAGUACCAUCACUACAAGGAGGACGUGCAGGGGUUGAAGAAAGUAGGGUUCAACUUCUACCGCUUCUCCGUGUCCUGGCCGCGAGUGCUGCCCAAGGGCGACCUGUCCGUCAUCAACCAGGACGGCCUCGACUACUACAACAACCUCAUCAACGAGCUCGUCAACAACGACAUCGUUCCUAUAGUUACAAUGUACCACUGGGAUCUUCCGCAACAUCUUCAAGACCUCGGAGGCUUUGCUAACGAUAUUAUUAUUGAUUAUUUUGAAGAUUAUGCUAAUUUGUUGUUUACGCACUACGGAGACAGAGUGAAGUGGUGGAUAACAUUCAACGAGCCCCUGUCGUUUGUGAACGGGUACUCGUCGACCAUGAUCGCGCCGGCCGUGAACGCGCCGGGCGUGGGGCUCUACCUGGCGGCGCACAACGUGCUCAAGGCGCACGCGCGUGUGUACCACCUGUACGACGACCACUUCCGCAGCCAGCAGCGAGGCAAAGUCGGCAUCACGUUGAACACGGAAUAUCCUAUGCCGAAGACUAAUUCUGAGGCUGACAUAAAUGCAACAGAGAUAUAUCUACAAUUCCAGCUGGGAUGGUUCGCGCACCCCAUCUACAGCUCAGAGGGCGACUACCCCGCCGUCAUGAAGGAGAGGGUGGCCAACAAGAGCAGGGCGGAGGGACUGCCGAGGUCCAGGCUGCCGGAGUUCGACGAGCACUGGGUCAAGUACAUCCGAGGAACGCAUGACUUCUACGGCAUGAAUCUGUACACUGCGAACCUGAUCAGCUUGUCCAACACCACCGCAGACGCCACCGUCCCUCCAAACAGCGACAUGGGUAGCAUCAUAGCAGAGCAGGACCCCAGCUGGCCCUACGAGGGCCUCAAUAGCUUCAGGUACACACCCUUUGCAAUGAGGAAAAUGCUUAAAUUGAUAUCAGACAACUAUAACAACGUCUCCAUAUUCAUCACGGAGAAUGGCUGGUGUGAUCAUGGCGAGAUUAACGACACCAUGAGGGCGAGAUUUCUGGUGAACUACUAUGCUGCAGUUUUGGAUGCAAUACACUUGGAUAACGUGAACGUGAUUGGCCACACCACGUGGGCUUUCGUUGACACGUUCGAGUGGUUCACAUACUCGACAAGAUUUGGAUUGUUCUAUGUGAAUUUCACUGAUCCUGCCCGUCCUCGUACACCUAAGUUUUCUACAACAAUUCUCUCAUCAAUAAUCAAAACAAGAAAACUACCUGAAGAAUAUUUGGACAAAGAAUAAUACAAACUGGAAUUGAUUGUGUAUGCAGUGUACCAAUAUAUUAUAUUUUCAAUGUCAUAAAUUUUCUCCAUUUAUUUAAUAUUGAAUAAUUUAGUGCAGUUUUAUUUAAAUGUAGAGAUACAUUUUAAAUGUAUUUGGGUGUUUUACGAAUAAUAAAUUAUCUGCAUAUAUUAUGA